AUGGCUUCCAGCGACGUGAAAAAGAGCCGCGCCGAGGGAGUCUCGAGCCUGCUGAAUAUCGCAGGCAAAGCUGCCGAUGAUCUGCACAGCCAGACCGGCCGUGUCAUCCCCAACCUUAACCUUGUCCGCAAUUUUGGUCAGACCCUGCUGGCAAAUGGCAUUGUUGACGACCGCAAGUACCUCUACGAAGGCAUCAUCCAGUUGGCGGCAUCACUUCCCAAUGACUCCGGCCUUCGAGAUGAUCUGAGUGGUCAAUUCAUCAAAACGCUCUGGAACGGGCUCGAACAUCCACCCAUUUCGUAUCUCGGAGAGCAAUUCAAAUACAGGGCUGCAGAUGGGAGCUAUAACAACAUCAUGUACCCGCAGCUGGGUGCUGCUGGCAGCCAUUAUGCUCGCAGCGUAGUUGGACAGGAGCUGCGCUCCGCGAUUCUGCCUGAACCGGGUGUGAUCUUCGACACUCUCCUAAGCCGAGAUGGACUUGCGCGGGAACAUCCCACAAAGAUUUCCUCUCAUUUGUUCUACUUUGCCACCAUCAUCAUCCAUGACAUCUUUCGCACCAAUGACAGAGAUGACACGAAGCUUGUCAGCUCGUCGUACCUCGAUCUUGGUCCGCUUUACGGUCACGAUCAGGAGAUGCAAAACACUGUGCGAUCUUUCCAAGAUGGCUUGCUGAAGAAGGAUGCAUUCGCCGAGCGCCGCCUCCUUGGUCAGCCUCCCGGCGUUUGCGCUCUCAUGAUCGCCUUCAACCGGUUUCACAACUAUGUCGUCAAGGAACUUGCGACCAUCAAUGAGAACGGACGCUUCACGAUGCCGACUGCCGAUAGUUCCGGGUACGAGGAUGCGUUACGCAAGCGUGACAAUGACUUGUUCCAAACGGGACGACUUAUCACUUGCGGCCUAUACGUCAACAUCAUCCUCAACGACUAUCUGCGCACCAUCCUCAACCUCAAUGACAAUGACAUUGAGUCCAAUUGGAGGCUGGAUCCCCGCGAGGCAUUCAAAAAUGUCUUCGACUCCGAGGGUACGCCCAAGGGUAUCGGCAACCAGGUCAGCGCCGAGUUCAACUUCAUCUACCGAUGGCAUUGCGCCACCAGUAACGAGGAUGAAGCUUGGCUCAACGACUUCAUGAUAAAGAUUUUCGGAAAGGACGUUGACCCCAGUACACUCGACACUGCUGACUUCCGGGCUGGUUUGUAUAAAUGGUUCCAGCAAACGGUCCCCAAGGAUCCAGGCCAAUGGACCUUUGGCGAUUUGACCAGGGGCGAGGAUGGAAGCUUCCAGGAUGUCGACCUGGUUCAACUGCUCAAGGCCGGAACGGACAAUGUCGCCGGUGCCUAUGGUGCUCGAAACAUUCCGCCCGCGCUUAAGGCGAUUGAGAUUCUCGGAAUCGAACAAGGCCGCAGAUGGGGUCUUGCAUCUCUGAAUGAGUUCCGUGAAUUCUUCAACCUGAAGCCUUUCUCCACAUUCAAGGAGAUCAACAGUCAACCUGGCAUUGCUGAGGCUCUCGAAGCAUUGUACGGCGAGCCGAAGAACGUAGAACUCUAUCCAGGACUCAUGGCGGAAGAGGCCAAGAAACCGUUCUCUCCAGGGUCUGGCUUGUGUCCAGGUUUCACAAUCUCUGAGGCUAUCCUCUCAGAUGCGGUGGCGCUCGUGCGUGGAGACAGAUUCUAUUCUGUCGAGUACGGACCACAGAGUCUGACCAGCUUCGGCUUCAAGGAGGCUGCCUCGGAUUUCGAUGUUGCAGGCGGCGGUGUGAUGUACAAGCUGCUCAUGAGAGCUUUCCCUGGCUGGUAUCGCGCUAAUAGCGCAUAUGCUCUCUACCCAUUCAACACUCCCGAAAGGACGAGGGCAGUCUUCGCUAAAAAGCCGCCUCACAACAUCGAGCUGAACUACGAUCCGCCCAUGUUUGUCGGGCCUCCGGUUCCAGUCAUCACGUGGAAGGGCGUCGUCGAUGUUCUUCACGAUCAACAGCGCUUCAAAGUCCCAUGGGGCGAGCACACUUACCAGCUCACCGGGCAUGAUUACAUGCUUUCUGGUGACAAGCCUUCCAACACUGAGCAGCGGAAGGAGGUCCAAGAAGCUAUGUACAGGCCUGCUGAUACUCUCGUAGAAGUGCGAAAGUUCUACGAAACCGUCACUCAGGACUUGAUCCGCAAGAACAAGCGCAAGAUGGGUAAUGUCUACCAAAUCGACAUCGUCAAGGACAUUGGAAACCUUGCGCAUGCCAUCUUCACUGCCAAAUACUUCGACAUCCCUCUCCGCGACGACAAAUCCACCAACACCAAGAGCGGUUACACGGCCAAGGAAAUGUACGAUGUGCUCGCCCACCUGUUUGAGUACGUCUUCCUGGAUCUGGACACUGCCAAGUCGUACAAGCACCGGGUCGUCGCCACACGCGAUACGGCGCAGCUGGCCGAGGUGAUGCGCAAGGCUGUAGAGAGCGCGAACAGGUCGCCUGGCUUGUUCCAGAUGAUUAUGGACUUCCUCACGCCGACGAGCGGACCACCACUGCCUGGUUUCGGUAAAGAGCUUGUGUCCCGACUCCUCGAGCGUGGCAAGUCGGUCGAAGAGAUUGUCUGGGAGCUUAUCCCUACGCAGGCAGCAGCAGCAGCGACGCAAGGCCAAGCGUGGGCCCAACUGAUCGACGUCUACAUGUCAGACGAGUACAAGCACCACUGGCCCGCAAUCGUUGAGCUCGCCAAGUCCGACUCGCCCGACGCCUUCGAGAAGCUCAAGAAAUACGCCUUGGAAGGUUUCCGCCUCUUCCCCGCGGCCUCAGGCGUCCUCCGCGUCAACCCCAGCGCCACCACCAUCCCCUCACCCGACCCUUCCUCCUCCCCCAACUCGUCGACCAUCCCUCUCCCCGCCAACUCCCAAAUCUUCCUCGACUUCAUCACCGCCUCCCUCGACCUGGCCAAGUUCCCUGACCCGACGUCCAUCCGACUCGACCGCCCCGAAGAGUCCUACAUCCACCACGGGUGGGGCCCGCACGCGUGCCUGGGCCGCCCCAUCGUCACGACGGCCGGCGCCGCCAUGCUGCGCGUCUUCGCGCGCGAGUGUCCCAACGUGCGUCGUGCUCCCGGCGCGCAGGGGCAGAUGCAGCGGAAGUUGUUUAACGGCGCGUUUCCGGUGUUCUUGGCCGAGGAUGGCGGUAGUUGGGAGAGUUUCCCCGUGCAGAAGAAGGUCGUGUUUGAUGUGGAGGUGCCGAAUGUUGCGAAUGGGCAUGUGGGGAGGAGGAAUGGGGCGCCGGUUGGUAAUGGACAGGUUGAUGGGGUGAGGGGUUGA
Messenger RNA from Lasiodiplodia theobromae, 3285 nucleotides. Its product is annotated as Fatty acid oxygenase. Lineage: Eukaryota; Fungi; Ascomycota; Dothideomycetes; Botryosphaeriales; Botryosphaeriaceae. Bases 1 to 3285 code for a protein of 1094 amino acids. The transcript is spliced from 12 exons. The record is from RefSeq and is a predicted model, not a curated record. Gene Ontology annotation, biological process: response to oxidative stress. Gene Ontology annotation, molecular function: monooxygenase activity; heme binding; oxidoreductase activity, acting on paired donors, with incorporation or reduction of molecular oxygen.